Molecule: messenger RNA, 1653 nt
Organism: Oryza brachyantha (malo sina)
Lineage: Eukaryota; Viridiplantae; Streptophyta; Magnoliopsida; Poales; Poaceae
Exons: 5
Coding region: 622-1398 (258 amino acids)
Molecular function (GO): fatty acyl-CoA hydrolase activity
Source: RefSeq, a predicted model, not a curated record
ACCUGGCUAAACCUAAGUGUGGCAAAAACUUGUCACUCUCUGGUCACAUUCAAAACACUAACCUGCUCGGUUGUUAUUAUGGAAGAAGCUGGAUGAUCAGCAAGAUAGGUCCUAUCUUCACGGAGAUCUGUAGAGAGGGGAAAUUAGUAAUACAUCAUCAGCAAAGAGUGUUACUUGGCAGUGGUUACCCUACCAAAUUACUUCUUCGAGUUGGAUGGCAUUCAAUUGAUUAAGAAGUUUCAGAAGAUAAAGGUUGCAUAGCAUAGCAUACCCAACUUGGUUCCAACAAGAACUACGGGAACACCAGGUGCAAACCGGCGAAGCUCUGGCAUCCACUGUCCAGAUGAAGCCAUUUCGUUAGUAUGUACUCGAGAGAUUCUAAAGGUAACAAGAUAAAAGAAUGAUGCAAUGUGAUGUGCAUGUACUUGUCUCUAGGAGGUGAGCUUCACUUUGACAAUAUCUUAUAGGAAGCCAUCAAGAAGCAAACAACAAUAAGCGGAAGCAUCGUACCAAUAUCCAAGUAAUUCAGAAGGGGAGAACAACGAUAAGAUCCACCAUGCACGAGUCAAGCAAACCUUCCCUUACUCUCACAGGCUUCGGCGAACUCCUCCUCACCCUAAGAUGGGUCCAACAAGCUCCUCGUUGUCGCUGGUACGUUGGUGGGAUGGAUGGGAGUGGCACGAAAUGAUUGGAACUAGGACUACCCAAGCAAAAAGUUUCUUCCAGGGGUUGGGAUUUUUGUUCCAAUCUUUUAAGAAAAGAAAAGAAAAAAAAAAGUCCCGAAGCCGACGCAAAUGGAGUAUUCAACAAGUACACCGAGCUGGACGACCUGAUGGGGUCAUCUUCCCGAGCCAGUCAAAACGGCAGUGCGCCGCCGCACGCCGGCCAAAUCAGUCGCGCCUCCGCAUGGGCGGGCCGGCGACGCCCCCGUCGCGGAUGGCCGCCGGGGCGCGCAAGUGGCUGGAGGAAGCCGGCGUCGCCUUCGACGGCUCCGACCGCCGCGCCUUCAACGCGUUGCCCCUCACCGGCGUGCGCGUCUCCCUCGCCGAGGGCGGCCGCGCCGUCUGCUCGCUCCGCGUGCCCGCCGAGCUCACGGACGCGGAGGGGAACUGGCACCCGGGGGCGAUCGCGGCGGCGGCGGACGACGUGUGCGCGGCGGCGAUCAUGUCGGUGGAGGGCAUCAUCAAGGUCUCCGUCCACUACGACAUCUCCUACUUCUCGCCGGCCAAGUACCAUGAGGAAGUUGAGCUGGACGGCAGGGUGGUGGAGCAGAAGGGGAAGAUGACGGCGGUGACGGUGGAGAUCCGGAAGAAGGAUUCCGGCGAGCUGGUCGCCAUCGGCAGGCAGUGGAUGUCCACCACCAGACCCAAGGAACCUCAAGCAAGCAGCAAGCUUUGACUCUGAACUUAACCAGGUAUGGUAUGCUUAGCUCCCCAAAUGGAGUUCAUCCACUCAUCACCUUAAGCAAUUAUCGAGGUGUUUCAAGAGAAAAUCACUCCCAUUUUGUACUCUAAAACAUACUGGUACUGAAUUUUUAAUUGAAAGGGUGUAGAAAGAGACAUCCAUUGAGCCAAUGUGAAUUGCUCCCAAGAAAAAAGGAUUCUUUUUUGUGUGACUGUGAAAGGGGACAUCUGGACAUGGUCUAAGCUCAAA